This is a messenger RNA of Microplitis demolitor, 667 nucleotides long. Its product is annotated as iron-sulfur cluster assembly 2 homolog, mitochondrial. Gene Ontology annotation, biological process: iron-sulfur cluster assembly. Gene Ontology annotation, cellular component: mitochondrion. The record is from RefSeq and is a predicted model, not a curated record. The coding region runs from base 36 to 581 and encodes 181 amino acids. NCBI's taxonomy places the organism in Eukaryota, Metazoa, Arthropoda, Insecta, Hymenoptera, Braconidae. The transcript has 3 exons. Gene Ontology annotation, molecular function: 4 iron, 4 sulfur cluster binding; iron ion binding; 2 iron, 2 sulfur cluster binding.
AUUGAUAAUAUCAAUUGACCUGUCACAAUCAGCUGAUGAAUGUAUGCACAUAUACAGUAUUAUAUUUUAUUUUUUAUUUUACAUUAAAAACAUUAAAAAUGUCGAAAUUUCGACUUUCUUCAGUAUGGGAACUGUCAUCUAAUUUUUCAUCAAAUCGAUAUUUCUCAAAAUUAUUAUCAUCUCCAUGGUGUCAAACUUCAAAUCAACAAACGAACAGAAAUUUAACAACCAAAGCUGAUACGAAUAUUACAGAAGAUGAUUUAAUUAUUAGUGAAAGUUGCGCAAAACGAUUAAAAGAUAUAACUGAAGACGGUACAUGUUUAAGGCUGACAGUUGAAGGAGGUGGAUGUUCAGGUUUUCAGUACAAAUUUGAUUUAGAUUCAAAUAUAAAUGCUGAUGACAAAGUAUUUCAAAAAGACGGAGCUAAAGUUGUAAUUGAUUCAACGUCAUUGGAGUAUGUUAAAGGUGCAACCAUUGAUUUUCAUUCAGAAUUAAUAAGAUCUGCUUUUAGAAUAAUAAAUAAUCCGUUGGCAGAACAAGGUUGUAGUUGUGGUGCUAGUUUUGCUAUUAAAGUUGAUUAAUGAUAAUAAAUUAUCGAUAAUUAUUUAUAAAUAUGUACAAGUAGAUAAAAAUAAAUUAUAUUUCUUGUCUUUUAAACGAGAAAAAA